Molecule: messenger RNA, 1488 nt
Organism: Vitrella brassicaformis
Lineage: Eukaryota; Vitrellaceae
Source: the annotation of a GenBank genome assembly
AUGCUCCGAAUGCACACAUGCCAAGUAGGUGAAGAGAAAUGGACGAGAAUUGUGGACGGCAAAGUGAAUGUCCUGUCUCUGUCUGCCUGCCCGUCUGUCUGUAUGUCUGCCUGUGUGCGUGCCUGCAGGUAAAGCUGCUUCAGAAGCUCCAGAAGCGCGAGACAGCUCUCGAGGAGGCGCUCAAGGGACGACAGAGGUACACACACGAUCACAGUCGCUCGGCUGCGUGGACGGAUGGAGGCAUGGGUGGGCGGAUGGGUCUCUCCUUGCUCCUACUUGCCGCUCUUUUCAGUGCCGAGAAGAAGGGCGAGAGGCUGAGUGCUGCUCUGGAGCGAUACAAGGCGGAACUCCACGACCUCAACCACAAGUACACAGGCCGAGUGACGGCGUGCACACGGAUAUGCGCUCAUUCUUCCUGUGUUUGUGUGUGUAGGUCGUCGAUUGAGAAGGAGGCCGUCGCUGCUCUAAAGGAUGACCAACAAAGGCAACACGCACAUAUAUGCAGAGAUCGUCCAUAUAUCCACGAACCGGUGUACACGAUGCUUCUCUCUCCGUACGUCUCACUGAUCAGGCUGAAGGAUGAGAAUGCGCGUGCAGACAACACCAUCAAGUCCCUUACGAAAGAAAGAAACAGGUGCGUCACUCAGGAUACCUGCGCGCCAGGUGUGUGCUGCGAAGCGUUCUUCCUUAUUUCUUUGCAGAUUGGCGACGGACCUGACCAGUAUGCAGCGCGAAAAGGACGAGGGCGUCGGCAAACUCCAACAGUACUGAAGAGACACAGGCAGCGAUAUCGACAUGCACGGUUUUGUCUCUGCCCAUGCAGGCUCGAGAAGGCUCAGAACGGCGUGACUCAAGAAGGUCUGGUCAACACACGAGCCGUCAGGUACGUAGGCCUCUGCAUGGAUGGAUGGAUGGAUGUCUCGUUGUCAAUGGUCUUUUGCCCAGUGUGUGUGAGGACCGUGUGCGCGUGGCGGCCACCGAGCGCGAGGUGCGUGCCAUCUCCCAGCAGGCGGCCAGCGGCAUCGACCAGCUGUACCGACUCCACAAGGCGUGCCUCGCCAAGCUGUCCGACCUCGAGCAAGACAACACCAACACCGACACCACCAAGAGCAGCAGCAAAUGUGCGGUGUGUUCUGAGCACAGCCCGUCGGUUGUGUUCAGUCCCUGCAGCCACGCUGUGUGCGGCUUCUGCUGGGCGAAGGGGGGCAGACAGCAGACCACAGACAGCCCGCCCAAGUGCCCCAAGUGCUGCGCAGACAUUGCUUCGCACGCGCUCGUCGAGACGAAAGAGGGCUGACGGAAUGCCGUGUGUCUCUUGUAUGGCUGCAUGGGUGACGUGCGUGUUGUUUGUCGUGUUGUGUACAGAAUGCGGAGUAAGUGAUAGGUGCAGUCUUGCACUCGGACAAGCUUCAUGCGGACGGGGGAAACGUCUUCGUGUCAGAGGCUCAUGGCUGACAGCGUCGGUAUGCAUUCGAUGAAUUACCAAUG